UGUAUUUUUACCAAAAUUAAAAAAGAAGUUAUAAGUUAAAACAAGACCAAGUACACAACUAUAGUCUUACAUCUGUAGUAGGAGUGGACCAGGCAGAAUAGAAAAUUCCCAAAGGCCCUUUAAAAUACACUGGUGAGAUACUACUUAGCCCAGGGCCUGGUGGCUAGGCUGGCUCUCUUCUUUCCAAUCGUUGCCUCUGCCACAAACAUGCUCUGCCAGAUCAUUGAUCAGGCCAAGAAGCAUCCGAGCUUGAUGCCCCUCUUUGUAUUUACUGGAGCUGGAUGUACUGGAGCAGCACUGUAUCUCUUGCGUCUGGCAUUGUUCAAUCCAGAUGUUAGUUGGGACAGAAAGAAUAACCCAGUGCCCUGGAACAAACUGGGUCCUGAUGAUCAAUACAGGUUCUACUCAAUCAAUGUGGAUUACAGCAAACUCAAGAAAGAAGCUCCAGAUUUCUGAAUGAAAUGUUUCAGUAUAAAGCUGCUUUAGAAUGAAAGCCUUCCAGAAGCCAUCCACACAGGUUUCUACUUAACCAGGAAAUAGUUCUCCUCUAAAUGCAUAAAAUCAUGUUGAUGUAAUAUAUUGGAGAUUACACUGAUUAAUAAAUAACUGAAACUUGAAAA
This is a messenger RNA of Saimiri boliviensis boliviensis (Bolivian squirrel monkey), 620 nucleotides long. The record is from RefSeq and is a predicted model, not a curated record. Lineage: Eukaryota; Metazoa; Chordata; Mammalia; Primates; Cebidae.